This is a messenger RNA of Oncorhynchus masou masou (cherry salmon), 1377 nucleotides long. It is a transcript of the gene c18h8orf33, whose product is annotated as chromosome 18 C8orf33 homolog. Lineage: Eukaryota; Metazoa; Chordata; Actinopteri; Salmoniformes; Salmonidae. The record is from RefSeq and is a predicted model, not a curated record.
GUAACGUAGUCUAUAUGUUAACACACACAGCCCAAGGUAUGUCUUCCGAUGGUGCGACUGCUGCGGGCAUCCAAAGAUUAUCCAACUGCAAUAAACGCUUGGCGCAAUCUACAUCUCAUUUGAAAGAAACAGAAGUUAUAUGAGUGUCUUCAGAGUUGUCAUCUGGAAAUAGCUGGUGCUGAGUGAAUGAUGACAGAGCAUAAGACACUGGUCAUAGACUUUGAGCCUCGGGUGAAUGACACUGCCCAAGGUGAACAGAACCAACAAAGCAGAACAGAGAAACAACUCUGGGUACGCAGUGAAAACUCUUUCACUUUCAACUUCUUCCCCGAUGGUGCACCAGCAGCACAGGGGGCAGAAACUGCCCUUUCAGAUGUGAAACACCAGUUUGCAGGAUUACAGACAAAAACAUCCACCGCUUCUACAGAACAGGGUUCUGGUUUUGCAUUCAACUUCCAAAUCCCUGUUAGUAUACCAGGGGAGAUGGAGAAAAAAGGCACACCAGUACCCUCAGGGGCUGUAGCCCUGAAAGAGCCCAAAGAGGAAAAGCCUCAGGGCCAGAACGCUCAACAAGUAAUUAGAGCACCUGAGCCAACCACAUCUUCUCAAGCCAAGAAAAAUAAGAAAUCUGGUCAUAAGAAAAUUGCCAGUGAAGGACAGCAAAAACAGAUGACAAACUUGACAGACACAGAAGGGACUCGUGGGGAGGAUGGCACAAUGCUGACUACAGAACAGCAGCUGAAAAGAGAGCUGGACUGGUGCAUUGAGCAGCUGGAGUUGGGCAUGGCUACUCUGAAGGCUACGCCAAAACAGAAGGAGGAGGCCUCUCGUGCCCUUAAGACACUGCGCAGCUCCAAAGCCCCCCUGGCAAAGAAGAGGCAGGUGAUGAGGGCCAUGUCUGGGGACUACAGGAAGAAGAUGGAGGAGGAGAAGCACAAGCAAUUCAAAUUGAUUCAUGCUGCAAUGACAUCGGCUCAGGUCAAAGUAGUGGCAGACCCCGCUAAGAAGUCUAUUUUCCACAGGAAAACGGAAGGUAAAACAGAGACUCUACCCUUAAAAUUAAAUGCAAAGAGUCAACAAGGGAAUUUACAGGCACAGACUCCAAACACAAGUGUGCUGAACCAGGAGAACUCAACUUUUGUCUUCACUCCUGCUAAUGAAGAGUUCUGCUUUAACUUCCUCUGAUUUGCUCUGGGGAAGUAUUUGCUCAAGAAAUCAGUCUUACUCUAUAGAGGAAUAAAAUGAAGCCAUUUUUAAAGUUCUUUGCUUGAAUGCUCUCCAUCUGAAUAAUGGUUUCGGUUGAUUAUAAUGCUAUUGGUUGUGGUUUGAUUAAGUAUUGUAAACCUUUUGAUUAAUAAAAUUUAUUAUUUGGGUAAA